Neltuma alba is the source of this 879-nucleotide messenger RNA. RefSeq names its product 21 kDa protein-like. Gene Ontology annotation, biological process: negative regulation of catalytic activity. The record is from RefSeq and is a predicted model, not a curated record. Gene Ontology annotation, molecular function: enzyme inhibitor activity. Bases 11 to 574 code for a protein of 187 amino acids. The transcript has a single exon. NCBI's taxonomy places the organism in Eukaryota, Viridiplantae, Streptophyta, Magnoliopsida, Fabales, Fabaceae.
UCACCUCGCAAUGGCCAAACCUUCCCUUCUCUCUCUUCUCUCUGUCCUCGCCGUGGCCGCCGCCUCCUCCCCUUCAAACUUCAUCAAAUCCUCCUGCAGCACCACCACAUAUCCUUCCCUCUGCUUCAAAUCUCUGUCCGACUACGCCUCCACCAUCCAACAGGACCCUCACCAGCUCGUCCAAACCGCCCUCUCCCUCUCUUUCAACAAAACCGCCGAGACCCGCGCCUACGUCUCCAAGCUCCGAUACAUCUCCGGCCUGAAACCCCGGGAACUCGCCGCCCUCCAAGACUGCAUCGAAGAGAUGGCCGAUAGCGUCGACCGGCUCGGCCGGUCCCUGAAGGAGCUCAAGCUGUGUAAGCCGAAAAGCCAGGACUUUUCAUGGCACAUGAGCAACGUAGAGACGUGGGUUAGCUCCGCCUUGACCGAUGAGAGUACUUGCAGCGAUGGGUUCGCCGGAAAAGCUUUGAACGGCCGAAUCAAAGCUUCUAUCAGAGCCAGAAUGGUUAAUGUUGCUCAUGUCACUAGUAAUGCUUUGUCUCUUAUUAACAAAUAUGCGUCUGGUAAUUACUGAGAGACAUAGAUUCAUAUAUAGUUCAUGAAGAUGAAGCUGAAUCUUUCAAUAUAUAUAUAUAUAUAUAUGGUUUUAUGUUUUGGUCUGUGUGUAUGCAGUCAGUUUCUUUUGGUUUUUGUUUCUUUUUGACGAUCGACCAUGUUAAUAAGCUUGGUUUGGUUGAAGUGUAAUUGAGAGAGCGUUUUAGUGUGACAUGAAGAAAUUAUACAUAGAAAUCUGCAGUUGUGUGACGUUUCUUGAGAGUUUUGUGAGAUAUUUAUUUAUUUUUCCUUUAAAAAUAUGCUGUAUAUAUAGCUGUAUUUGAU